This is a messenger RNA of Lactuca saligna, 1197 nucleotides long. The record is from the annotation of a GenBank genome assembly. Lineage: Eukaryota; Viridiplantae; Streptophyta; Magnoliopsida; Asterales; Asteraceae.
AUGGGGACGGGGGCUACUUACCCUAAAGGAGUGUCGAAAGGAAAAUCCAAGGAUCCCCCGUUUCGUUUGUUGAAUCGUGAGGACCGUAAAACUUUUGAUUUUCUUGUUUCAAAUAGGCGUCAAGUCAAGUCAACAAAAUUCCUCCAUAGGGAAUCUUUUGCUAGUCUUGGGGUACUCGAUGGAGUCCAAGCGUUAUUUAACAACAUCGGGUGGGGUCAAUUCCUCUAUAACCGCACCGCCACCUAUGUUGAACCCACCUUGGAAUUUCUUGCCACAUUCAAUCCCGAGGAGGAAGCCCAAACCAUCACCUUCCAAAUGCUCGGUGAGAAACGAUCCUUACCGCAUCGGGUCGUGAACGCCAUGAUAGGCACUCCAGUGGACAACCUAUAUUACCAACAAGACCCAUGGUCUGGAAACUUCAAUGAGCAUCACUUUUGGCAACAAAUUACCAACGAGCCACAAUAUUCAUCGUCUUCGUCAAAGGCCUCCUCCAUAAUUCACCCAUGUUUGCGCCUAGCGCAUCGAGUUCUCACAUGCACCAUUUUCGCCCUCUCCGAAAUUUUGCCUCCUUUUUUCUUCACCAAAUGUUACAACCUCACAACUAUGGACAAAGAAGACAUUUUCAUUGGGGGAUUGAUCACCCUCAUUGAAUCUCGGCCACCGCUUCAACUUCAUCUCUCUACUCUUCCAUUCGAGAAGGCUUCCAGCCCCUCUAUCCUUGACGGCCACGCACUUCGCCGAAUGCAACUCAUCCGGGAUUCGGUCGUCGUUCCCAUGUGGAUUCUUAACAACCAACCAUAUCUCAUUCUCCCCCAUGAGUAUAUAGGGAGUUUUGAGCCAACCAAUCCCGAGCAAUGGAUCAUUCCAUCAGACUACCCUCCUCCUGUAGAUGAUGAGGAUGACCAGUUUCAGCCUGCACAACAAUUCGCCGAGCCUCAAUUUCAGCCGCAGCAGCAGGGGGGACACGAAGUCCCACCAUAUUUCCCCCUUACGUUCUUUGAACAAUUCGCCACAAUGUUCUCCACGGUGCAGCGCAUCGAUACCCAAACACAAGAGAACACUCGAGCCAUCCAGGAUGUGGUGACCCAUGUUGAUCGGUUGGAGCAGUCCUUCCCGCCCACUUCCCGCCAGUUCCAAGAUAUGUGGGACUACCACUAUCGCCACAGGCAUUUCCCGCCGCCCGACCCUCCGAUUUAG